Molecule: messenger RNA, 1083 nt
Organism: Labrus bergylta (ballan wrasse)
Lineage: Eukaryota; Metazoa; Chordata; Actinopteri; Labriformes; Labridae
Source: RefSeq, a predicted model, not a curated record
AUGCAAACAAAGGACCGGCCUGAUCCUGACCCUGUGGUCCAACCUGGCGCUGACACAGAUGUGAGAAAUGCUAUUAAGCCCCAACUCCAGAUAACUUUAAGGACAUUUACUGUCAAGAAUGGUGGAGAUCUGAAAGUAGAGAUCCCAGUGGUCGGGCACCCAGCACCAAAGAUUGAAUGGAAAAGAGAUGGCCAGGCAGUCAAAGAGACAUCCAGGCUAGAGGUUUCAAACACGUCAUCAUUAACACUUCUUCAUAUCAGACAUGCUGCUAGGGAGCACACUGGCCAAUACUCUAUUAUUGCAAGCAAUAGUGUUGGAAAAUAUACAGGAGAAAUCACAGUGGUUGUCCUUGAAAAGCCCGACCCUCCAAAAGGCCCUGUGAAGAUUGAUGAGAUCCAAUCUGACUACGUUACCAUCUCUUGGGAGCCACCAGAAUACACAGGAGGCUGUCAGCUGGACAACUACAUAGUGGAGAAAAGGGAAAUCUCAAGUACUGAAUGGCAGACUGUGUCAGUGACAACAGUUAGAACCACAAUUAAAGUCACCAAACUGAAGACAGGAAAUGAAUACCAGUUUAGAGUGUUUGCAGAAAACAGGUAUGGGAAGAGUACAGCAAUCACCUCUCCUUUCGUGAUUGCACAAUAUCCUUUUAGUGUGCCCACUGCUCCUGGCAUCCCCUUUGCAUCCACUGUGGCAAAGUAUAACAUGGUGGUUGAAUGGGAACCUCCAGCCAAAGAUGGAGGAAGCCCAAUCAUUGGCUACCACCUUGAACGCAAAGAGAAGAACAGCAUUUUAUGGACAAAACUGAACAAGCUUGUCAUACCUGAUGCUCGCUUCAAAACAAGUGGACUUGAGGAAGGCAUUGAGUAUGAAUUCAGAGUAUUUGCUGAGAAUACUGCUGGACUCAGUCAAGCAAGCAAAAUAUCUGAAUGCUAUGUGGCAAGAGACCCCUGUGAUCCACCUGGUAAACCUGAAGCUAUUGUUAUUAACAGAGAGAACAUCACACUUCAGUGGGCAAAACCAAGGCUGGUGAGACAUUCAUCAUUGAUGCGGAUUACUUUGGAAAGCCUCUUCCCGAAGUAA